Molecule: messenger RNA, 1450 nt
Organism: Balaenoptera musculus (blue whale)
Lineage: Eukaryota; Metazoa; Chordata; Mammalia; Artiodactyla; Balaenopteridae
Gene: RD3L
Product: retinal degeneration 3 like
Exons: 3
Coding region: 448-1044 (198 amino acids)
Source: RefSeq, a predicted model, not a curated record
UCUUCACUUUAGCUGGCAGCACAUCUGUGGUGCUUCAGACGACCUUUCUUCAUUUCUUUAUCAAAGACAUGUCUAAAUGCAUUUAGGACAAGAAUCUGUAGCUGCCGGCAUCUUUUUCAAAUACACUGAGCUACAUUGAAAAGGCAAACCAUUAUAUAAUUUGUAAAGAUUAAAUAGUAAGUUAUUUUUGUCAUUUCUUCUAGCUUACUUACAAGGUGAAUUAAUGAGCAUUCUCUCCAAAUGAAGACAUCACAACCUCAUUCCUAACAUAGAAGGUUAGUUAUUUCAAAUACAGUUUCAGUGGGUAAAGGAGGAGGCUCAUUCUUUCACCAGGGGACACAUCCAGGAGGAGGAGGUAUGCCUGAGUGAAGCACAGCUUCAGCACCAAUUCCAGGAAACUCUUUGGCAACAUCACCACGUCGGAUCCAUCAACUUCACAGGCUAAAAAUGCCACUUUUUGGCUGGAUGAAAUGGCCAAAAUACAAUUCCUACAAAUCCACACACUACCCUGACUCAGAAGUAGUGACAAAGACUCUGCUUCGGGAAUUAAAAUGGCAUCUAAAGGAACGAGAGAGAUUAAUACAAGAGAUCGAAAAUGAGCAAAAAGUGAAAAAAACAAGUGUGGAUUACAAUUGGCUGAGAAACUAUCAGAAUCCCCACGCAACCAUCCCAGCUACUGAACAAAGACAACUUGAAGUUCUUUGCUCACAGGUUCAACCUUGUCAAACUGGAGCUAUUCUCAGCAGAUUUCGAGAAGUUCUGGCAGAAAAUGAUGUACUGCCAUGGGAAAUUGUCUACAUCUUCAAGCAAGUUCUGAAGGACUUCUUAAGUAGUACUGACAAAGGCAGUCAGCAAGAGGGCCUGGAAGAGUCACAGAGCACAGCCUGUCCUGUUCGCUCCGUGAUCCCAGGAGAAAGCUCCAAGAGUCCAGACAAGGAUGAAAUACCCACUAUUUCAAGUUACGUAGACAAAAACACAAAGAACAGGUUCCCAACAUUCUCACAUAGGAUAUGGAACCUACCAUAUUAUUACCCAUCAAGUUAAAUUACUUGUAACCAGAGGAGUUUUUGACAGUCUUAGUAUCAGAACCCUUAAUAUUAAGAAAAAGAGAAAGUGAUGUGACUUAAUGCUACUCUUUGUUGCAAGAUCAGAAGUUAAAAUUCCCGUGGAUGUAGCCUGUUUUAAACAGUGUUCCUUUUUUAACCACUCUAAAAAUGCAAUGUUUUCAUUGAACAGUAUGCUUUUAACUAAAGUGUUUCCUAAAUAUUUUCAAAAAAUGUUUGAAGUAUUUUCUUAUACCUCAAACACAUCCCAACAGGAACUAAGGCAUUUUAUUUUGAAAUAUGAAAUAUGAAAUUUGUAUGAAAGUACCAAGUAUGAAAUUCGAUAAAUUAACUUUGACAUUAACUUUGCUUUUAUUCUAAAGGGAAACUGUAUAGAAUAAAAUAAA